Micropterus dolomieu (smallmouth bass) is the source of this 6740-nucleotide messenger RNA. Its product is annotated as zinc finger MIZ domain-containing protein 2-like. The record is from RefSeq and is a predicted model, not a curated record. NCBI's taxonomy places the organism in Eukaryota, Metazoa, Chordata, Actinopteri, Centrarchiformes, Centrarchidae. The coding region runs from base 644 to 3496 and encodes 950 amino acids. Gene Ontology annotation, molecular function: zinc ion binding; SUMO ligase activity. Gene Ontology annotation, biological process: regulation of transcription by RNA polymerase II; protein sumoylation. The transcript has 21 exons.
AUUAUUGCGUUGUGUCCUGAUGUGGGACACACAGAAGCAGUAGACAGAAACAAAACAGCAAAUAAAGGUGUAAAAACCAGCAGUGUUAGAGAGUAAACUAACUGGAAAUUUAAAUGAGUGCCAACACCUUCUGUAAACAGCAGCACCAACACAAUCGCACGUUGAGAUAAGAAACCUUCGACUCAGAUGAUUGACAUCCUGAAACUUUCUCAAACAAAACCGCAGCUAUUAUAAACAACAAUGGACGGUGAAGUGAGAGCUUGAUGUGAACAUAAACAUAAUGACUUAUUGAUUGGUAAACUUCCUGAUGCUGAAAAACCCUCAGUGGCCUCUUUAUUAGGAACACCUUUACAGUCGAAUGCAGCUGCUAAACAUGUGAUAUGACGUCCCGCCUUUGUUGACGCAGUCAGAGUUCAGUAGUUGCUGUUGUUCUGCAAGCGAUGCUAAUGAGCUCUUGUUCGGCCUGUUUACACGACGGAGCACAACUGGGCUGCCGGUGGACUGAUAUUAGAUAAAUAUAUUGAUCCUUCCUGUAGCGGUGCUUAUUCCUGCGGAGCUGCAGGAAUCUCCGACUGAAGAGACGACGUCGUCCCACCAGUGGGAGUUUGUCUGAUUGGACCCCGGCGAGCCGACCCCUCCAACCAUGAACCCUCUGAACCAGAUGAAGGCUGGACUGGCCAACAACCCCCACAGUGACGGUUCGUACCCGUAUGACCCGUCCGGCUGGCAGCAGCCCACCAAUCAGCCCACAGGAUCCCUCUCUGUGGUAACCACCGUCUGGGGAGUGACCAAUCCCUCGGCCAGCCAGGGUCUGGGUGGAGGGGUGAUGGGCCCCGGGGCCAACCCAGGCGGGGGGCCCAUGAUGCAGGGCCCCGGGGGUCCGGGCAUGGCCGGCGGGCCCGGCGGCUACAUGGGCCAGCAGGGCUACGGAGAGCCCAGCAAAGGCUACAUGAACCAGGGCAUGUACGGCCGGGCCGCGGGGGGCUACGGCGGAGGGCCGGGGGGGUACAGCAGCAGUUACCCGACGAACCCCGGAGGCUCCAGAGGUUCCGACUUCACUCAGGCUGCUGCCGCCGCCGCCGUCGCCGCUGCUGCCGCCACCGCGACCGCCACGGCCACCGCGACCGUCGCCGCCAUCCAGGAGAAACAAAACCAGGAAAUGAACUACGGACAGAUGGGAGGUCCAGCCUAUAACAACCAGUUCAUGGCCCACUCAGGCCCCCGCGGGCCCCCUGGCAUGGCUCCUGGAGGUAUGGGUCCUGGGCCUGGACCUAACAGGGGCCCGCCCUCAAUGGGCCCCAUGUAUGGACCUGGAGGCGGCCCCCAGAGGGUUCCUCAGCACCCAAACUAUGGCCCUGGACCACAGCAGGGCCACCUGAGGCCCCCACAGGGCCUCAAACGGCCCUACAGCUCUGAGUCUUUCCAAGGGAUGUCUCAGCAGUACGGCGUUCCGGUUGGUUCCAGUGUGAACAUGAUGUCUGGUCCUGGUGGCGCCGGCGGUCCAAUGCCUGGUUCAGGUGGAGGCGGUCAUGGCGGUCAUGGCGGUCACGGCGGACACGGCGGCCCCGGCCCGUACGGCGGUCCCAACAUGCAGUACCACCCAGGUCCUGGUGGUCCAGGCCCGGUCCCACAACGCUCCGGCUCCUCCCCCUCCUACCAGAGCCAUAAGAUGCCCCUCCCUCAGUACCCCCCCUCUGGACAGUACUACAAGCAGGAGCAGUUUAACGGUCAGGGUGGAGGUUUAAACGCUCUGACAGCAGGCGGCGCCGGUGGUGUCUACAACUCCUUCAACCAGCCGUCUGGGCCCGGGCGAGGGUUACCAGGUUACCCCUCCUCACCUGUACCCGGAAACCCGACCCCUCCCAUCACCCCCAGCAGCUCCAUGGCGCCGCCCUACAUGUCCCCCGGCAGCAGUGACGUCAAGCCGCCGCCCUCCUCCUUCCUGCCGGACAUCAAACCCAACAUGGCCGGCCUGCCCCCCCCUCCUCCGUCAGGUAACCCUAGCGACGACCUGCGGCUGACCUUCCCCGUGCGUGACGGCGUGGUCCUAGAGCCCUUCAGAUUAGAGCACAACCUGGCCGUCAGCAACCACGUCUUCCAGCUGCGAGACUCCGUCUACAAGACGCUCAUCAUGAGACCGGACCUGGAGCUCCAGUUUAAGUGUUACCACCACGAGGACCGACAGAUGAACACCAACUGGCCCGCCUCCGUCCAGGUGAGUGUGAACGCCACUCCUCUCACCAUCGAGCGGGGCGACAACAAAACCUCCCAUAAACCUUUGUACCUGAAGCAAGUCUGUCAACCAGGCAGGAACACCAUCCAGAUCACCGUCACCGCCUGCUGCUGCUCUCACCUGUUUGUCCUCCAGCUGGUUCAUCGUCCGUCGGUCCGCUCGGUGCUGCAGGGUCUGAUGAAGAAGAGGCUGCUGCCUGCGGAGCACUGUGUCACUAAGAUAAAGAGGAACUUCAGCAGCGGCUCCAUCCCCGGGACCCCCGGGUUAAACGGAGAGGACGGCGUGGAGCAGACCGCCAUCAGGGUCUCGUUGAAAUGCCCCAUCACUUUCCGCCGCAUCCAGCUGCCCGCCAGAGGUCACGACUGCAGACACAUACAGUGCUUUGACCUGGAGUCGUACCUGCAGCUCAACUGUGAGAGAGGAACAUGGAGAUGCCCUGUGUGCAAUAAAACAGCCCUGCUGGAAGGUCUGGAGGUGGAUCAGUACAUGCUGGGGAUCCUCAUCUACGUUCAGAACUCGGAGUACGAGGAGAUCACCAUCGACCCGGUGUGCAGCUGGAAGCCGGUUCCUGUGAAGCCGGACAUCCACGUGAAGGAGGAGUCCGACGGGCCGGUGUUGAAGCGCUGCCGGACGCUCAGCCCCAGUCACAUGGUCCUGCCCAGUGUCAUGGAGAUGAUCGCGUCCCUAGGCCCCGCCCCCUCCGCGGCCUCCUCCUCCCCGAUGUCCUACUCCUCCAUGUCUGCGGGGGGCGGCAGCAACCACACACCAGACUACCCCGGACCAGCGCCGUCCUAUCCCAGUCAGUCCGCUGGGUUCUCAGACUUCAGCGGUCCUGGGACUCCGGCGGGCGGGGGGGACUUCUCCUCCCCCGGUCCUCCUCCUCUCUCCUACCAGUCCGAGCUCUCCAGUGCCCUCCUCACCCCCGACAAACCUCCGCCUCACCCGCUGGCCGGACAGAUGUCAGUCUCGGGCCGCCUGGACUCCACUUCCCAUGGUGCUCCUCUCUCACAGCAGCAGUCACAGGGUCUCCACGGUAACUCCCAGCUGGGUGGCGGCAACCAGGUGAUGCAGCGAAGCAACCAGAAUCCCCGUCUCCAAGGCGACAGCUCUUUCAGCCUCGGCGGGGCGGCGGAUGUCCCAGAACCGUCUCUGGACUUGCUUCCGGAGUUGACCAACCCGGAUGAGUUGCUGUCGUACCUCGGACCUCCGGACCUCCCGAACAACAACAACGACGACCUGCUGUCGCUGUUUGAGAACAACUGAACACACACACACAUUAAACACACACUCACGCCUCCAGAACUUUAAACUCUCCUGUAAAAUAAGAACAAUUUCUCUCCUCGCCCCGCCAAACAUGACAGGCGGCCCAACACGGCCGCCGUCUGCACAGGACGGCGCGGACGAAAAGAAGGAAACGAAACAAAAAACUACUUUUAAAUCUGAAAACUCUUUGUUGUCUGACUAUGAACUUGACGGUAACUUUAUUUUAUUGUUGUUUUUUUUUUUAUUCUCUGUAUUUUGAUGCUUGAUCCUUCAUUCCCGGCCGGAGACGAUGCCCCCCCGCUGCUCUCAGGCCGCCGUUACAGACGAUUUAAAGUGACAACCACACGGCCGCUUUUAAACUACACACACGUCACUGCUGAGCGCUUCACAAACAACUCCUCAGUUUUUACCUUGAUCGUCCUCCAGACGAACAUUUAGUUUCAGUUCAUUUCUAUGAAAAUGCAGAGAGAAAAUCCAUAAAUUGUUUUGAUCGUGGAGGUUCUGCAGGGACGAGGACUUAACGCUGAUGUGUAGUUACUGGGCGGUGUGGGUCCCUUUUUUAAAGCCAGAAUAUUUCUGCUCCAAAUGAUGUUUUUAAAUGUGAUGGUGUAAAAAGUAGAAGAUGAGCUUUUUAAGCAGCAUACGAGAUCUUUUUGUUUUUCCCCGGAGACGUUUGGAGACACUGAAGGCGGCGUUUAGCAAAAAAGGAGCUGUUGAGAGUUCAUAAGAAAAGAUGUCCCAGAAAGACCCAAAGGUGAACACAUGAAGGGUUUACACUCAGCCGCAGUAUUUCAGGAGAAGACGAAACAAACUGAGUACAUAACAGUAGUUUUAUUAGCAUUUAAAGACAAAUUUAAGCUGUAGAAGAGAUCUCUGUAAAAUAUUAAAAUCACAACUUCUCAAAUGCUCUGUCGACAGAGGGAGCAGUAGAAUACAUCAGUGUGUCAUCUGCAUAAAAAUGGAAUUUACAAUGUCUCUUAUUUUCUGAUGUUAUUUAUAUAAAACGAAAACAAAAGUGGACCAAUUAUUGAGCCCUGUGGAACCCCUUUUAGUGACUCUGCUGUCCUUCAAUCAUAGAAGAAGUGUGAGUUUAAUCACAGAUGAGGAAUCAGAAAAUUAGGUUCAUGCUAAUGUUCUGAUGUUGUUCCUUCAUGUGUGUAUGAGAUUAUGCUGUUAUAUUUUUAAUAGAACAACAACUCGAGUUAAAAGUCAGUAAAGCCCCUUUUCCACCGGAUGGUACCAGCUCGCCUCCACCCGCUUUGGUUCCCCGUCCACUGCUUUCCAUUGCAGAUAUAUAUAGCGCCUUCUCAAUGUAGCUGGUCUUCAUAGGGACGCUGCACAAAAUGGCUGGAGAAUGAUGGAGAGAUGCACGAUUCAAGUUCAUAACAAGUUUAAUAACAAACUGGAUAAAGUCAUCAAGUUCUUAAAAGCACUCUAGCACAGAGGAAGGGACAAAGAAACACUAACAUGAAAUUGCAGCAGCUGAAACUGAGCAGCUAAACCGAGCUAACGUUAGCGGCACACCGCCUGCUAGCUAGCUUAUUUCAGACACGGGCUUUGUUGUCAAUUCUCUGUGACCAAUCAGCAGUCUGCAGUGUUUUCAAAGGAGGUGAAACCAAAAAAAACUACCAGGUACCGUUUUCCCUUAAUGGAAAACUAAAAAAGGCGAGUAGAGCCGAGGUGAGUAGAGCUGGUACCGUCCGGUGAAAGUAGUCCACCCCUCGCUCUUUCAGAGUCACUCUGUUAUAACUGAAACGAUCAGUUAAUUCAGCGAUUGAUUAACGGAAAGAUAAUUAGCAGCUAUUUCGAUAAUCCAUGUCAUCUUUUCAGUCUGUGAAAUGUAAACAAAGGUCCAUCCCGGUGUCCCAGAGUUCAAUGUGACUUCUUCAGAGAGCAAAAACGUGGAUCUGCUCUCUGGAGUAGAACCCCGUGGCAGGAAAAGAUUCAUGGUCAUAGUACAGACUUGCCCCUGACUAAUAAUUAUUAUUAUAAUAAUUUUUGUUUGCUGCCGUUUGAUGUUUGAACAUUUGUUUCCUGAUCAAUCAGAUUAGUUGGAUUCUGCUUUCCAGCAUGGCUGCCGUCCAAAGAUCUGAUGCAAACUGCAGUCAGCUGGAGGAACGUGAUCUUACUGAGGGAACCUCUCAGCAUCAGGGCAAAUCCAAAGUGCUGUCCAAAAGAGAAACGAGGUUUUAAAAUAAAGUAAAAUAUCAGGUUAAAAUAGCAUCACCUGUCUGUUCACCACCUCUGUUCCUGUGGCUGAGUGUAAACGAGAGGGUUUGAAAUCACAUCUAGAUUUUAUCAGAAAAGAGACGCUGGAUAUUAAAAGUGUAAACUGUGGCAAUCUGUUAUAACAUUUAUUCCUUAACUAGUGCUUAUUUAUUAGUACUGAUGGAACAGUUACCAGUGACUAGUACUUUAGUUUUAGUUUUUGCCAUUAAAAUCUACGGGGCUCUGCAGUUCAUAUCACAAUUCUACAAUCUAGUUACUAUUUCAAUUUUACAAGUAUCUAUUAUUCACAUACUAGUAUCUAUUCCAAAAGAUACUUUGGGGGUUAUUAGUCAUUUAUUAAUGGCUAGUAAAAUGGCUUGUAUUAGUUUUUGCUACUAAGAAUGGAAUAGUUACUAGAAACUAAAAAUAAGCACUAGUAAAAUAGUUACUAGUAACUAAUUAAAAGGUGAUAUCUGAACUGCAGAGCCCGUAGGUUUCAAUAGGAAAAAGUGAUAAUUAGUCACUAGUAACUAAAAAUAAGUACUAAUAUCUAAUAAACUGUUCACGUCACACGGAAAUAGUUACUAGUGACUUAUAAAUAAGUACGAGUAGCUUUUAAAUAGCGACUAGUACGUUUUACGGAAUAAAUGUUAAAACUGCUCGCUACAGUAAGCGAAUCUGUUUCUGUAACGGCGUCCCUUUAAGCCGAGCUCUGGUGCUUUCUACCCAGAGUGCCGCUGGUGUCUUCGCUCCUGCAGUCGAGCCUUUCAGUGGGGUUUUAGCUCACUUCCCCACCCCCGAGGGCCACUUUACGAGGCAACAAAGAAAGAAGACGACCAAAUAAAAGCUGUUUCCGUUGAUGCCUCAACAGGCUGCUCUGCGACCGCAGCCACGGUUUGUUUAUAUGUAAUAAUGAAAGGCCAUCUUCAUCCUGCUCCUCCUCCUCCUCAUGAUUCUGUAUGUUGUAAAGUGACUAGAGUCCAGACAGUUGUGGUGUCUCCAUGUCCCAGUGAAAAUAAAACUGUACAUGAUCACA